Molecule: messenger RNA, 1420 nt
Organism: Rhizophagus irregularis DAOM 181602=DAOM 197198
Lineage: Eukaryota; Fungi; Glomeromycota; Glomeromycetes; Glomerales; Glomeraceae
Biological process (GO): riboflavin biosynthetic process
Cellular component (GO): cytosol
Molecular function (GO): 3,4-dihydroxy-2-butanone-4-phosphate synthase activity
Source: RefSeq, a predicted model, not a curated record
UAACAAGUAUAAAGAAGACAUCACCUUCAAAAAUAAAUUAAAAUAAUGAAGAUUUUUAAAAUAAUUUAAAAAAAAUCCGAAGAGUAAACUUCAGUCAAUAUUUACGUUUUUUUUCAUUUAUGUAAACCAUUAAAUAAUAUAACAGAUAAUGUAUAUAAAUAUAUUUAUAUUAUUUAAUAUUUAAUUGACGUUAAUUAUUGUAGUAUUAGUGAGGGUUAGAACAUGAUUUUGGAAACAAUUAGCGCAAUAGAAUUAUAUCACGUUAGAUGGAUAAUUUUUUAUUCCAUCAUAUUUAUUAUUUCUGAAUUGGCUUAGUAAGCUACGAUGACAAAUCCAGAAAUCUUAAUGCGAAAUCAAGAUCUAGGAAUGAAAAAAAUCUAUAAAUCCUUCUUGUUUUUUCCUUAAUAAACUUUAUUAUUUUAUCAAAUUUUUAUCACACAAAUGGUUAAAGAAUGCGUACUAUUAUAUAAGAACGGUAGUGGGAUUACUACAACUACCACACCAAAAGUAGAGAGUAAAAUUCGGUUUGAUUCCAUUCCGGAUGCUCUCGCGGAUUUCGCCCAAGGAAAAUUUGUUUUAGUUGUAGAUAAUGAAGAACGAGAAAAUGAAGGUGAUUUAGUUAUUGCAGCAGAAAAAAUUACUACAGAGAAAAUGGCAUUUAUGGUUCGAUAUACGAGCGGGUUAAUCUGCGUACCGACUACACCAGAACGGUUAGAGCAGCUUGAAUUGCCUCUAAUGGUUCCAAACAAUACUGAAAAAAUGAAAACUGCAUACACGAUAUCUGUAGACUAUAAGCAUAAUACAACAACAGGAAUAUCAGCACAUGAUCGUGCAUUAACGGCACGUUCACUUGCUAAUCCUUCUAUAAUGAAUUCAAAUGAUUUUAAUAGACCAGGUCAUAUAUUUCCAUUGAGAUAUACUCAAGGUGGGGUUCUGAAAAGAACUGGACACACAGAAGCUUCAGUUGAUAUGUGUAAAUUAGCAAAUUUGCAACCUGUUGGAGUUAUCUGUGAAUUGGUAAAGGAUGAUGGAUUGAUGGCGCGACGUGAUGAUUGUCGUGCAUUUGCAGAUGAACACAAUUUAAAAUUAAUUACAAUCGCAGAUUUAAUUAAAUAUAGAUUAGAUAAUGAACUUAUAGAUAUUUAAAUUUAUUUUUUUCCCCACUUUCAUAGAGUAUUUAAAUUUCCUUUAUUGUAUUAAUAUUUAUUACCACAAAGCUUAAUUUAAAAAUUGUUUCAUGAGUAUUAUACAAACAAUAUUAAAUAAUUUAUUUUUCAUUAAAUUAGAUAAUUCUAUACAGCAUUCUUCAAUAGAGUCUCUGAUCCUGAUUCAUCUACUUUGGAAGGCUAUAAUUUAAAUUAAAAUAAUUAAAUAUAAUCUUAAUGUUAACAAUAAAAGAGCCUUAAUUUAAUUUAUCUUU